This is a messenger RNA of Thunnus maccoyii (southern bluefin tuna), 628 nucleotides long. RefSeq names its product EF-hand calcium-binding domain-containing protein 10 (gene efcab10). The record is from RefSeq and is a predicted model, not a curated record. The coding region runs from base 57 to 470 and encodes 137 amino acids. Lineage: Eukaryota; Metazoa; Chordata; Actinopteri; Scombriformes; Scombridae. The transcript has 4 exons.
GUGCUUUCACCGUUGGAUGUUGGCGUAUCAUAGCAACCAAUUUAAACAAGAGUGUAAUGGAAAAGAUGGCGACGCAGCGAGAGAAGGAAGCCGACGAUUAUCUUAAGAAACACAAAAUUCUCGAGCUCAUGGAAAACCUGACCAGCAUGCUCUUCUUUCACAGACCUGAGAAUCCUAGAGAGUUUCUUGUUGAGCAGCUGGAGCAGCUGAAGAUGUCUCAGCAGAGUGGUGUGAGAGGGCCAAGUCUGUUUAACAACUCCAACCUGGACACAGCCUUUGGGAUACUUGACCCGACUAAUCAAAAAUACAUCACUUUUGCACAAUACAAGCAGGCUCUGACCACACUGGGCAUAAAAGACAUUAAUGAAUGUCCUGAGGGUGUAAAUGAAGACAGGAUAUCCCAUGAGACGUUCAAAACAGAAGCGGUUCAAGGCCUCCAGAGAUGCUCAGCAACAUAUAAACAACCUUGAAUUUAUGUUUGAUGUUUUCUUCCAUUCAGCUGAUAUGUUAUUUAUUCCAUGAUAAAAUUUGCUGAUAUGCUUUCUUUCUGUGGAGCUGUGUUUUGUAAAAUGAGCACAUUUUUAUAGGAUUUUUGCUAAUAAACUGCUCAUUUUCAUCUGUUUCCUGA